CCAAUUCCAAUUCCUCAUCUUCUCUUCGUCCCAGCUUCGUUCGAUCGGAUCAAACAAAAAGCAGCGCGGCUUUGAGGAGGAGGAGAAGGCAUGGCGAGGUGCGUCGUCCCUGUAGUGGCGGCGUAUGCAACCGUAGCCCUUAUGUUCUUCCUCCUCCUCUCCCUCCCUCCGCGCCGCCAGCAUCGGCCGCACCGCCGCCUCAAGCUCCGAACCGCCGCCAUCGCUCGCACCCCUGGCGACCGCCAUCGCAUCCCUUUCGACCCGAUUAUCUCUGAGAUGGAGAUCAUCCGUGACGAUCGUGAGUGGGAGAGGAAUCACUUUGUCUCGAUCGGCGGUGCCCCGCCCGCCGAGCCCCAGCCGGAGUGGGAGAAAUUCACGGACGCUGAGGACUACAUCAACGACGAAGACAAAUUCAAUGUCACCGACCGCAUCAAGAUUCUCUUUCCCAAGAUCGAUGUUUCCCCUCAAGACGGGUUCAUCACCCACGAGGAGCUCACUGAGUGGAACUUUAAGCAGGCGGAGAACGAGGUAUUGCACCGGACUCGGCGAGACAUAGAGCUCCGUGACAAGGACCAUGACGGGUGCAUUUCAUUCCAGGAGUACGAGCCUCCAAACUGGGUCCGCCGAACUCACGAUUACAAUUUAACCGAUGAGAAAGUUGGUUGGUGGAAAGAGGAGCACUUCAAUGCCUCUGACAUGGAUGGCAAUGGUUGCCUCAAUUUGACAGAGUUCAAUGACUUCCUUCAUCCAGCUGACACUAAUAAUCCAAAGUUGAUUGAGUGGUUAUGUCGAGAAGAGAUAAGGGAAAGAGAUAAAGAUGAUGAUGGAAGGCUCAAUUAUCAUGAAUACUUAACCAGUUUAUUUCGCUUGAUAAGAAAUUAUGAUGAAUUUUCUAGCUCAACUCAUGGGGCAGGCAGUUCAAGUGACACACACGCUAAACAAUUAUUUGCACAACUUGACUUGGACCAUGAUGGUUUUCUAUCAGCAAAUGAACUGAAGCCAAUCAUUAACGAUCUGCACCCAUCAGAACGAUUCUUUGCAAAGCAGCAAGCUGAUUAUGUAAUUUCCCAGGCUGAUACAGAUAAAGAUGGUCGUUUAAGUUUGAAAGAGAUGAUUGACAACCCUUAUGUAUUUUAUAGCGUUAUCUUCAGCGAGGAAAAUGAUUAUAUUUAUCAUGACGAAUUCCGUUAAUUCUAUAGGGAUGAAGUGCAGCAGAUGUAAACGAUUUAGAAAGGUUUUUGCCAGAAGUACUUUCUGCUUUCUACAGGGUUGAAGUGCAGCAGAUGUAAAGGAUUCAGAUUAAUUUUCUGUGAAUUUUAUUGCCAUUAGAUAAUUCUUUUUGUUUCUUCAGAAAGGUUUUUGCCAGUUGUGGAUUUGGGACACUCCGAGUGCAUCAACAGCAAACUUAUUUGAUAUGCAUUUAUGCACCAGAAUACCAAUUUUCCUUUUAUUAAAUUAUAUUUAUUGUAUUAUAGAAAAAUUCAACCAUACAUACUCUUGAUGACUUGGUAUGCCACAAAAUGCCACGUUUAAUGAAGUUUCCAUGAACUAUGAUACAACUUUUCUCUUAUUAAGCAGCAUUAUCCUCUUACCUCUGCAUCUGAUAUUCACCUGAUGUGUAUGUUAUUGUUUCAUUGGUCAAGCUUGCUUUUCAAAGCCCCGAUGUUCGAGUGGUUUACUUAAAUAUCAAUUAAUAUUGUAACAACAUUCUGUAGUUAAUAAAAUUAUACAAUUAUAACUC
Messenger RNA from Zingiber officinale, 1741 nucleotides. Its product is annotated as reticulocalbin-2-like. The record is from RefSeq and is a predicted model, not a curated record. NCBI's taxonomy places the organism in Eukaryota, Viridiplantae, Streptophyta, Magnoliopsida, Zingiberales, Zingiberaceae. The coding region runs from base 91 to 1191 and encodes 366 amino acids. Gene Ontology annotation, molecular function: calcium ion binding. Gene Ontology annotation, cellular component: endoplasmic reticulum. The transcript has 9 exons.